This is a messenger RNA of Poeciliopsis prolifica (blackstripe livebearer), 2205 nucleotides long. It is a transcript of the gene tesmin, whose product is annotated as testis expressed metallothionein like protein. Gene Ontology annotation, biological process: regulation of DNA-templated transcription. Lineage: Eukaryota; Metazoa; Chordata; Actinopteri; Cyprinodontiformes; Poeciliidae. The transcript has 14 exons. The record is from RefSeq and is a predicted model, not a curated record. Gene Ontology annotation, cellular component: nucleus. The coding region runs from base 258 to 1577 and encodes 439 amino acids.
UCAGUUGCCAUGGUGAAGACACGAACCAAAAAACGAAUCAGCUUUGUGACACAGAGAGCUGUAUUUCACUCUUUUAUCCUUCUGAAAUCAGACUAUCCGACAUUGCUUUAAGAAAUAAAAAAGGUGAAACAAAAAUGAACUAAGGCGAGUGAUUAACUAAGAAAAACACAGAAAACAAAAUCCCAACCCAAAACACCAGAGUUCUGACACUCAUCCAUGUCACCAAAGAUUAUGACAAAACAGGUUUCUGCGUGGGCAUGAUGAACCAGGCUUUGACUGAGCCGAAUUCUGGACAGUCAGCACAGGUCUAUGCUGAAGAUGACAAGCCUCCUCAGAAAGAUCCCUGCUCUGAAAAAGAGAAUGUCCAUGAAACCUGUUCUACUAUGAUUCCUGUUGGAGCAGGAAGUUGGGGUGAUAGCAGUUUGUCAUGGAUCAUUCCCCAUACUUAUCAACAAAUCAUCUCACCAGAUAUUCUAGACCCAUUCAGCUUCAGAUUUGAGUAUCCAUAUCAAGCCAUGCCGUGUCAGCUGACCUACCAAAACUACCACAUGGAAACCCAGAUGAACCAGAACCAACUCCCUGCUGAUCCUAGUCCUUCCUACAGCAGCCACCUCGACUCAGCCUCUACCAUUUGGUCGAAUAAGGAACCAGUUUUCUCCAAUGUAAGGGUGGAUUUAUACAAUCCUGUACCCAUGGAAAAUCUGCAGUUUCAGCAGCAACCUAAUGAAGUUGCAUCUCACAUCACUCAGACUGUGAUGUAUGACGUCGUUGGAGGUGGACAAGUAGUGCUAGUUACUCCCCCCGAGGCAGGACCCACAUAUCUGUCCCUGGAUUCUGCAGAAACACAUCAACACAAUAAAAUGGCCCCAGUUGCCAAUGUGUUAGAGACUUCCAAACAGCAUCCUGAAAACCAUCAGACAGCUUGUUCUCUAUAUGAGUGCAGAGUUCAGACAACCAACAUUCAGCCUCAGGCCUCUCUGCAGAGAUCUGUUGGAGGAUUGAUGGAGUUGAGAUCCAAGAAGCCCUGCCACUGUACAAGAUCAAGGUGCCUCAAACUCUACUGUGAGUGUUUCGCCAAUGGGGUGAUGUGCAGCAACUGUGACUGCUCUAACUGCCACAACAAUGAAGAGCAUGAAAUGAAGCGUCGUGAAGCAAUCAAGCUACGUAACCCUAAUGCCUUCAAGUCUAAGCUUGUUGAUUGGAAGACAGGAAAGGCCAAAAGUUGGAACAACAAAGGCUGCAACUGUAAACGUUCAGGGUGCCUGAAGAACUACUGUGAAUGCUAUGAGGCUAACAUCCAGUGUACUUCCAGCUGCAAAUGUAUUGGCUGUUUGAACCAUACAAACAACUCUCAAGUGGGCCCCAAUGGAGAUGGGGGAAGAGUGAGGAACAGAUGUUCUCAGUCAGUGUUGACCCCUGAACGGGUGGAGACUGUAUGCGGAUGUUUGCUGACUAAGGCAAGUGAGGCUGAGAAGGAGAACAAGUCACACACCGUGGCUCAGCAUUUGGUCCUGGCAGAGUUCGGACAUCAUCUCUCAGAAAUUGUCAAAGCCAUGUUCAACUACUGCCCACAGUAACACUUUCGCUAUGAAGGGCCAGAAAAACUCUGGAGCCCUGUGGUGAACUGACAACAUCUGCUUUAGCUACACAGUUAGCAUGUUUGAAUGUUCCACAGGCUGUUCUGUUGUUUUAAAUUGUUUCCUGACAUUUUGUGAAACUUUGAUGAAUUCUUCAGUUUGUUAUAUAACCCAAUAUAAAGUUACCCGCUAAUUUUUUUAUUUGUUGUAGUUGUAUUUAUAAUAAAAACAAUAUGUAAGAUAUAUGGUCCUGUUUAAUGGAUCAACCCUUAGCAUUCAUCAGCAUAACACAGUUAACCAAUGUAGCAUUAUAUAUGUUUUAAUCUUUAUUGUUCAGCUUACAUUUGUCAUGUAAACAUUGUAACUUUUUGAAUUUUUAGGUUUGCCUUGAUAAUUGACAAAUAUCAGACAAAUGAAAUAAAAUACUACACAUUGCUUUUCAACCAUUUGAAAUCAAUUGAGUAUUUUCUAAAAAGUCUUUGGGACUGCUAUUUUUAAGACAAUUGUAUACCUUUCUGUAAAACACAAUUUCUAUAUAGAGACAUAUAGUCACAGUCUUAACAACACUGGUGCUGUGAGAGUCAAAACUGUCACGUUGAAAGCUCUUAGGAGCAUAAAUGUACAUGGU